Messenger RNA from Trichobilharzia szidati, 940 nucleotides. The record is from the annotation of a GenBank genome assembly. NCBI's taxonomy places the organism in Eukaryota, Metazoa, Platyhelminthes, Trematoda, Strigeidida, Schistosomatidae.
CUGAGGCAUGAAUUACAGUCAGAUAAACAAUGAAUUGAAACUAUUAGGAGAUACUGGUCACACAAACAUUGCUCAAAUAUUUAUAUUUCUCAGUAGUAGGUGAAUUUAAAGACCACGUAAUGAACUCUGUUUGUUUGACAUGCACAUGUGCAUAAAUCCGUUAUUCACAGUGAUAUUUCGGUUCAAUGUUUCAAUCAGAGCUCCGUUAUGAUCAUCAGUUGGACGCUUCGGGUUGCAUUAAAUGUUUUCGUAUCAUGUAUUUCAUCUGCAGAUGUUCGUCUUGUCAUAAAAACGUCGAAUAUAUUCAUGCAUUCAUUCAUUCAUUUUCAGACUUACGAAGCAGUUGAACAUUUUUAUCACAUGGCAUGGUUCAUGUCCCCUGAUUUGACGAUCUCUGAUAGCCGAUAUGUUCCAUACCAGCUGCCAACAUCACUCUGGAUCACAGCGAUUGUGUGCGCCUGCAUUGGUACUGUCUUGCACGUAGCCUUGAUAUAUAUUCGGAGGUUGCGAGCAGUCUAUCCCCUUAAUGUUUUCAUAAUAUUAAUUGUGGUCAUACUAUGGAUUGUAGUCGCUGUUAUACACUGCUAUCAAAUAAAGUGGAAAUACAACUUACUUAUGUUGUUUUUAACAGCUGUUAUAGGAGUGUUACCAUUGUUUAUCGGACUCAGAUCAAAACGCUUAACAGAUGAAGGAUAUUUCCUCUUCUACUUACUGAGUAUGGCACUCAUUAUCAUUGGAAUUAUGUUCUACUAUUUCAGUCGAUCAAAAGAUUUUCCAUUCAAUGUAUUAUCUGCCAUCUUUCUUUCCACUGGAAUAGCUGUUAUCAUAUUCUAUUCUAUGGUGUGGUUAAAAUAUUCUCAAGAUAAAUUUAUAAAUUCGACUGUGUUCAAAAUUUACAUAAUAUGGCUCGAGUUGUUGGCACUAUUUCUAACAUUUUCUG